Messenger RNA from Drosophila eugracilis, 799 nucleotides. RefSeq lists its product as uncharacterized. Bases 11 to 712 code for a protein of 233 amino acids. The record is from RefSeq and is a predicted model, not a curated record. Gene Ontology annotation, molecular function: protein binding. The transcript is spliced from 3 exons. NCBI's taxonomy places the organism in Eukaryota, Metazoa, Arthropoda, Insecta, Diptera, Drosophilidae.
AAUAUACACCAUGAAGUACCUCCUCAGCAUGACCUUGCUGUUGGCCAUUGGGCUCCAGCAGAUCGAUGCCCACGGCAUGAUGCUGUCCCCACCCAGUCGCUCAUCCCGCUGGCGUUAUGAUGGAUCCGCUCCCCAAAACUGGAACGACAACGAACUCUUCUGCGGCGGUUUGUAUACCCAGGCCAACAACGGAGGUCGUUGUGGUCUGUGCGGAGACAACUUCUCUGAGGGUCAGCCACGUGCCAACGAGAUUGGAGGUUCUAUCGGAGGUGCCGGUGUGGUAACCAGGAGCUACGUGGCCGGUAAUGCCAUCACCGUGGGCGUUAAGAUCACCACCAAUCACUUGGGCUACUUUGAGUUCCAUCUGUGCAAUCUUGAUGCCUUCGGUGGCGAGUCUGAAGAGUGCUUCGAGCAGAACCGUUUGCGUUUCCCCGAUGGCAGCGAUCAGUUGAAUAUUGGACAACAGAGUGGCGAAUUCGAUGUUACGAUUGUGCUGCCAGAGGGUGUUACCUGCGAUCAUUGCGUCCUUCGAUGGACCUAUACGGGUGCCAACAACUGGGGCAUCUGCGAUGACUCCGGCAACGGAGCCUUGGGCUGUGGCCCCCAGGAAACCUUCAAGAACUGCGCCGAUGUAAGCAUCAACUGGGGCCGCAACCUGGUCAAGGAGUUGGUCAGUGGUGGCCUGCCCGUGGCUCCCAUUGAAGUUGUCUAGGAAUCCUAACAACAAACUAUGAACUGCCAUUUAAGUCUGAAAGUGCUAAAAGCCAAAUAGUCAGCCAAAGUUAAAAAUAAACAUAAA